GUGUCAUGUGAAGCUCUAGGCGUUCCAGCGUUCUUCUUCUCUCGUGGAUUGCGGGAGCGCUCUUCCGGGGCGAUGCUCGGCUUACAUUCUUUCCCACGAUCGCCAGUGCUCGCGGCCGCGAAGAAUGCAGGGAAGCAACCGGAUUCACGCUACAAGGGGACUAUCGAAUUGCCUCAGACUAAAUUCAGUCUCAAGGCAAAUUCCGUGACGAGAGAGCCAGAGAUUCAGAGAUUUUGGGAGCAAAAGCAAUUGCUCGAGACGAUUACACAGAAAAAUCAAGGGGAACCAUUUACGCUUCACGAUGGUCCUCCAUACGCUAAUGGCGAUUUGCAUAUGGGACACGCCUUGAAUAAAAUUUUGAAGGACUUCAUCAACCGCUACCAACUACUUCAAGGACGAAAGAUUUUCUACGUUCCUGGCUGGGACUGUCAUGGUCUGCCUAUCGAACUCAAAGUGCUGCAAUCCAUCGACGCCGAGGCGCGCAUGAAACUCUCUCCCAUUGAGCUAAGAAAAAAGGCGGCGGAGUUUGCCUUGAAAACAGUUGAUCAGCAGCGCAGCUCUUUCCAGAGAUAUGGAGUCUGGGGUUCAUGGAACAGUCCCUAUCUCACACUGCAACCCGCAUACGAAGCUGCUCAGAUCGGUGUAUUUUGUCAAAUGGUUUUAAAUGGAUACAUUUAUAGGGGUCGUAAACCCGUUCAUUGGAGUCCUUCGUCUGGUACAGCUCUUGCUGAAGCUGAGCUCGAGUAUCCUGAAGGUCACACUUCUCGAAGCAUGUACGCUGUGUUUAAGAUGACAUUUACAUCAGACAAGUUUCCCAAAGAACUUGAAUAUCUUCUAUCAAGCCUGGGUGUCGCUAUUUGGACUACAACUCCUUGGACUGUUCCCGGGAAUACGGGUGUUGCUGUCAAUGAGAAACUCACGUACUCAGUUGUGGAAGUUGUUUUAAACAACGACGACUCUUCACUUGGAGGUAAAAAAUCGACUAAAGCUGGACGAAAAUACGGGAAUGGGCUUUUAAAGCCUGUCGUGAGCCAUCUGAUUGUUGCGGCUGACUUGGUGUCAUCACUCGAAGACAAGUGGAAUGUUCAACUUGUUGUCAAGGGCAGUUGUACGGGAUCAGCCUUGGAGUUUUGCAGGUACAAGCACCCUUUGGAAAAUCGAGAAGGCGUGAUUGUUAUAGGUGGAGAUUAUAUUACGACAGAUUCAGGAACCGGUUUGGUGCACACAGCACCCGGACAUGGUCAAGAGGAUUUUGUGACUGGUCAAAAGUAUGGUCUUCCUAUGUUGUCACCAGUGGAUGACAACGGGAACUUUACGGACGAAGCAAAUGAGUUCGCUGGGAUGAGCGUACUAAGCGACGGUAACGAGGCAGUCAUAAAGGCACUGGAUGCCAACUCGUCUCUGCUGAUGGAAGAGGCUUAUGUUCAUAAGUACCCGUAUGACUGGAGAACAAAGAAGCCGACAAUUUUCAGAGCUACAGAACAAUGGUUUGCUUCGGUUGAAGGCUUCAUGCCACUUGCUCUGGCCGCAAUAAAAAACGUUGAUUGGAUUCCCUCACAGGGAGAAAAUAGGAUCACGUCAAUGGUAAGCGGGAGAAAAGAAUGGUGUAUAUCGAGACAAAGAGCCUGGGGUGUACCAAUACCAGUUUUUUAUCAUGUAGACACUGGUGAACCGCUCCUCAACGAACAGACAAUCUCUCAUGUUCAAGCCAUAAUUGCUCAACAAGGAAGUGAUGCAUGGUGGUCAAUGACCACGGAGGACCUCCUUCCAGACACUUAUAAAGCAAAAGCAAGCAAUUACAGGAAAGGGACCGACACAAUGGAUGUGUGGUUCGAUUCAGGAACGUCUUGGGCAUCCGUUCUAGGCACGAAGAGAUGGCCCGCAGAUGUUUAUCUAGAAGGAAGUGAUCAACACAGAGGAUGGUUUCAGAGCUCCUUGCUCACGAGUGUUGCUACUAGAGGAGUAGCUCCUUAUCGUCAAGUGUUGACGCAUGGAUUUGUUUUGGAUGAAAAAAACGUGAAAAUGAGUAAAUCACUCGGCAAUGUAGUGGACCCGCGUAGCGUGAUUGAAGGGGGAAAGAACCAAAAGGAACAACCGGCUUAUGGAGCGGAUGUGUUGCGCCUCUGGGUUGCUAGCGUGGACUACACGGGGGACGUAGCAAUCGGUCCACAGAUUCUCAAACAGACGGCAGAUGUUUAUCGCAAACUGCGAGGAACGCUCAGAUAUUUGCUCUCGAACCUUCAUGACUGGAAACCAGAGCUUGAGAUCGAGUACGAUGACCUUCCUGGAAUAGAUAAGUACACUCUCUUCCAGCUCGCCAGCGUAAUGGAUAGCCUCAAGGACAGCCUAGACAAGUACCAGUUUGGAAAAUUCUUCCAGUCGGUGCAACGGUAUGCGGUGCUUGAUCUGUCCAACUUCUAUCUGGACAUUUCGAAGGACAGAUUAUACGUGGGGGGCACUGAUAGCUUUACAAGAAGAAGCUGCCAAACGGUUCUAGCUUCCCUCUUGCUGUAUCUGGCCCGUGGAAUAUCACCCGUUGUCCCACACUUGGCAGAGGACGCAUGGCAACACCUCCCCUUCUCGUACAUUCUACCAGACGGCUCCAAAGCCGAGAGCGUGUUUGAGGCGGGGUGGCCCGAAGUAGACCCGAGAUGGCGAACGAUUUCCGAUCGUGACAAGAAGCUAUGGUCACUUCUUCUAGAGCUUCGGGUGGAAGUUAACAAAGUCUUGGAAUCAGCAAGGAUGGGAAAGCUGAUAGGAGCAAACCUCGACGCAAAGGUUUGCCUUCACUUGGGAGGGGAGGACGACGCACUCCUCCACUCCACACUCCAAGCCAUGGCCGGCUCCGAGGAUGGCACCGUCGAUAAGCUACACGUUAUAUUCUUGACGUCACAGGUGGAAGUUGUCGAUUGCGAAGACGCAGACUGUGCAUACACGGGGAGCUGCAAGCUGGAGGGAAGCGGCGGCCGUGCCUGGAUUGGCGUGAAGCGAGCCGAAGGACAGAAAUGUGAGAGGUGCUGGAAGUACUCGCCCGCCGUGGGAAGCUUCACGCUCCACUCCACGCUGUGCGAGAGAUGCUACAAGAUCGUGGAGGCCCUCCAAUCGCCCGUGCUCGCCACUUCCUGAAAGCUCCAAGUUUCUAGGAAGAAGACGAUGGCAUAUUCUGUCAAGGGGAACUUUCCGUUUGACUCCCGAAUAUUCUGUCUGGACGGAUAUUCCGUCCAGGUUAGGGCU
Selaginella moellendorffii is the source of this 3234-nucleotide messenger RNA. RefSeq names its product isoleucine--tRNA ligase, chloroplastic/mitochondrial. Gene Ontology annotation, molecular function: ATP binding; tRNA binding; isoleucine-tRNA ligase activity. The record is from RefSeq and is a predicted model, not a curated record. Gene Ontology annotation, cellular component: cytosol. Lineage: Eukaryota; Viridiplantae; Streptophyta; Lycopodiopsida; Selaginellales; Selaginellaceae. The coding region runs from base 73 to 3126 and encodes 1017 amino acids. The transcript has 21 exons. Gene Ontology annotation, biological process: isoleucyl-tRNA aminoacylation.